Messenger RNA from Cyanistes caeruleus (blue tit), 3033 nucleotides. RefSeq names its product TBC1 domain family member 16 (gene TBC1D16). Gene Ontology annotation, cellular component: early endosome. NCBI's taxonomy places the organism in Eukaryota, Metazoa, Chordata, Aves, Passeriformes, Paridae. The record is from RefSeq and is a predicted model, not a curated record. Gene Ontology annotation, biological process: activation of GTPase activity. Gene Ontology annotation, molecular function: GTPase activator activity.
AUGUGGGGUUUUGCUGCCUUCGUGUUUCUUCAUUGCAGAGAAAAUGUCCUGGGAUUCUGUGCUUGAGCACCUUUGAAGCACGAAGGUGAUGUUAGACAUCCACAGGAUUUGUGGGCUCCUGCUUGAGAUCUUCUGAGUUUGGCUCCUGACGAGAGCUGACAGAUGAUGGAAACAUUUCCCUGGCGAUGUCUCUGGGGCGACUCCUCCGUCGAGCCUCUUCGAAAGCGUCCGACCUCCUGACCCUGACUCCCGGCGGCUCCUCCUCCGUGCUCGAAGGGGAGAUCAUCUACUCCAAGAACAAUGUCUGUGUCCACCCCCCUGAGCUGCUGCAGGGCAUCGGGGAGCACCAUCCAGGCUAUUUGUGCUUGUACAUGGAGAAGGACGAGCUCCUGGGAACCACUCUGAUCCUGGCCUGGGUGCCCAACUCGCGCAUCCAGCGGCAGGAUGAGGAAGCCCUGCGCUACAUCACCCCCGAGAGCUCCCCGGUGCGCAAAGCGCCCCGAAAGCGCGGCCGCCACGCCCAGGGCUUCGGCAUGGCCCGGCCCGCGUCCCCCCCGGAGCACAGAGGGGCGCUGAGCCUCCGGGGGGACGAGGUCCUGACGGUGGCACAGCCAGUGAGGGACGGGGCCCCCUCCUCAGAAGGGGAGAGGCCGUGCAGCCGCCGGUCCCCGCAGCCCCCGCGCAGCGACUCGGGGACCCUCUCCACAGUCAGCUCCCAGGAGGAGCAGAACAGGUCGGAGGGCACGGAGGAGGGCCUGGACUGCAGGGAGGACGAGGGCUCCUUGGAGCUGUCUGCUGACGAUGUGAGCAGGGACAGCACUUUUGACUCUGAUUCUGAUGCCUUCUCUUCCCCCUUCUGCCUCUCUCCCAUCAGCGAAGCCCUGGGGAAGAGCAGCAGUUCUGUGUUCCUGGACAGUGAAAGCAGGGACACGUGUGACAAUCGCAUGACCUGCUCCACCAGCUCUGCCUCCAGCCUCGACACCAGUGCCCAGUUCCAGGAGAACAAUGGGCAAACGCAGAGCACCAGAUGGGAUGAACAGCAGAAGGUAUUUGCCCUCGAGCAGGUGUGUGGUGUCUUCAGAGUAGACUUGGGACAAAUGAGAUCCCUUCGCCUUUUCUUCAGUGAUGAGGCGUGUACCUGUGGGCAGCUGGUGGUGGCCAGCAGGGAGAGCCAGUACAAGAUCUUCCAUUUCCACCACGGUGGCCUGGAUAAACUGUCCGAGGUGUUUCAGCAAUGGAAGUACUGCACAGAGACCCACCUCAAGGACCAGCAGCUUGCAGAUGAGAAAACCUGCAUGCAGUUCUCCAUCCGCCGCCCCAAGCUGCCCUCCUCGGAGACCCACCCCGAGGAGAACUCGUACCGGCGCCUGGACGUGUCCACCUGGCUGCACCACCUCAACGAGGCCGGCCAGGUGGAGGAGGAGUACAAGCUGAGGAAGGCCAUUUUCUUUGGUGGGAUUGAUAUUUCCAUCCGUGGGGAGGUGUGGCCCUUUCUGCUGCACUACUACAGCUACGAGUCCACCUCUGAAGAGAGGGAGGCACUGAGGCUGCAGAAGAGGAAAGAGUACUUUGAGAUCCAGGAGAAGAGCCUGUGCUGUUGCUGUGUGGUUUCCAGGCUGUCCAUGGCUCCAGAUGAGCAGAAGGAUUUCUGGCGCCAGGUGCAGUUCACGGUGGACAAGGAUGUCGUGAGGACCGACCGCAGCAACCAGUUCUUCCGAGGGGAGGACAACCCAAAUGUGGAGACCAUGAGGAGGAUCUUGCUGAACUAUGCAGUAUUUAACCCAACCAUUGGAUACUCCCAGGGCAUGUCCGACCUGGUUGCCCCACUCCUGGCAGAGGUCCUGGAUGAGUCAGAUACUUUCUGGUGCUUUGUUGGAUUGAUGCAGAACACGAUCUUCAUCAGCUCCCCCCGGGAUGAGGACAUGGAGAAGCAGCUGCUGUACCUGCGGGAGCUGCUGCGGCUGAUGCACCCCCGCUUCCACCAGCACCUGAGUGCCCUGGGAGAGGACGGGCUGCAGAUGCUCUUCUGCCACCGCUGGAUCCUGCUCUGCUUCAAGCGCGAGUUCCCCGAGGCCGAGGCGCUGCGCAUGUGGGAGGCGUGCUGGGCUCACUACCAGACAGACUAUUUCCACCUCUUCAUCUGCGUGGCCAUCGUGGUGAUUUAUGGGGACGACGUCAUCGAGCAGCAGCUGGCCACUGACCAGAUGCUGCUGCAUUUCGGCAACCUGGCCAUGCACAUGAACGGGGAGCUCGUACUCAGGAAGGCCAGGAGUCUGCUCUAUCAGUUCCACCUGCUGCCCCGCAUCCCCUGCAGCCUGCACGACCUCUGCAAGCUGUGUGGGACAGGCAUGUGGGACAGUGGCUUCAUCCCCGCUGUGGAGUGCUCUGGCCACCACCUGGAGUCCGAGAGCUGCCCGUACGGGGGGCUGGUGGAAGUGUCUUCUCCUAAACCAGGAAGUGAAGGCAAGAAAGGCCUGAGAACACGGGAUGUCUUUGCCUUCCGAAAAUAGCUGGGAGGAACAGGGUGCGCCGGCGGAAGGGAAGGGCAGGAAGGAUGUGCAUAGGAAAAACUGCUGAAGAAAAGAAUGGAGGAAUAGCUUGUCAGGACUCCUGAGAAGACUGAAAGGUGUGGAAUGGAAGAGGAGUUAAAUUGCUCUAUAGGGGAAGUUCCAUUGCAUGGGUGAUGGAACCUGAGAGAAAGGCAUCGACCCAGGAACUGUGCUUGGAUUUGAUUUUGUUAGAAACAAGCUUUUCUAGGUUUUAACUUUUUAUUCUGCCUCUGGGACUGGACUGGUUAGCAAGCAGAACUUUGUUACUUGCUGGUGAGAAACGAGAGCCCUCAGGGGAGCCAAGGCCACCCCGAGGUGCUGGUGGCAGGUGGCAGGAGCAGAGCCAAGGCCACCGUCCCCUCACCCAGAGCACACCACACGCUCUCUGCUUCAACCAAAACGUGCAGCUUCGUGGCUCCUUUUCAAAGCCAUAAAAGCCAUUUUAAUUAUAAUCUGCCAAAAAUAAAACUGCAGACUGUUGGGA